Molecule: messenger RNA, 336 nt
Organism: Strongylus vulgaris
Lineage: Eukaryota; Metazoa; Nematoda; Chromadorea; Rhabditida; Strongylidae
Source: the annotation of a GenBank genome assembly
GAACGUGAAGUUGUUGUAGAAGCUGCCGUUUCGCAAGAGGAACUAGGUCUUACGGGUGAUGACUAUGAUGACUCAUCGAAAGCAGCAUUUGAGAAGUUCGUAGCCGAUAUCAAGGCACGUACUGAUGGAUUCACAGAUUGCCGUUAUGCUGUGUUUGACUUCAAAUUCACUUGCUCCCGCGUAGGUGCUGGUACUUCGAAAAUGGACAAGAUUGUUUUCCUACAACUGUGCCCAGAUGGUGCCUCGAUCAAGAAAAAGAUGGUGUACGCAUCGUCGGCCUCUGCUAUCAAAGCGUCCCUUGGGACCGGGAAGAUUCUUCAAUUCCAGGUAAAAUGA